GACCCGUCCUGCGGGAGCGCCUCCUGGGCCACCCCAGACUUCACGCAGCGCUCAGUGGCUCCAAUGGUGAAGAUGACAAGGUCCAAGACUUUCCAGGCAUAUCUGCCUUCGUGCCACAGGACCUACAGCUGCAUUCACUGCAGGGCUCAUCUUGCCAACCACGAUGAGCUCAUUUCCAAGUCCUUUCAAGGAAGCCAAGGACGAGCAUACCUCUUCAAUUCAGUAGUUAAUGUGGGUUGUGGCCCUGCAGAGGAGCGGGUGUUAUUAACAGGAUUACAUGCGGUUGCAGAUAUUUACUGUGAAAACUGCAAAACCACACUGGGUUGGAAAUAUGAACACGCUUUUGAAAGCAGCCAGAAGUAUAAAGAAGGCAAAUACAUCAUUGAACUAGCUCACAUGAUCAAGGAUAAUGGCUGGGAUUGAAUGGAAAGAGCCCAGCCCUACCAGCGUGUAAGAAAAUGCCAUCCAACCGAACAUUAUAUCCAAGAGUGAGAGAGUGACUGAACGCUUGGUUCCAUGCAUUUAGAGGCUCUGCAAUUUGGGAGCAUCUUCACACCCUUCUCCAUCUUUAUUGGUGACUGGCCUCUAAAUUUCUGUCUCUCUGUCUCUUUGCUUUGUAUCUGUUUGUGAGUUGACCCUGGCUGCUUCUCUCUCUGUUCUGGCGUUGGCUCAGAGAAUGCACCGAAUGCCCGACAGCCAUUCCAUGGUGACGAGUGUUUUAAGUACAAACUGAAGCUCAGUGGUGGCAUCUUUACCAGAAGGUCUCGGUGCGGGAGGAAGACCCGAGUUUUGGGCAGGAGAAGGUGAUAGGGGGUGGGGAGUGGGCCCGAAGGGAAGUCAUCAGAAGUCGAAACUGUACUGCUCCUCUUAAGUCCUGGUUAACCAAGGCUUGAAACUAUCUACUUGUCUAAAUGGACAGAAAAAUACCUCAUGGCUGCGUUCUCUCCGAAUCGUAAAACCACUGCUCCAUUGGUGGAGCUUCAGGCUAAGCUGGCUGAGCACAAGUCGUAACCAGUUCCCCCUGCAAGCUAAUUGCAAAUCUGUGUGUUGUUUGCCAUUUAUGAACUUGUUGUCUGGGGGGAGGGAGGACCUGAAGGCUGGAGAGAUUCCCUGCCUCUCCUUUUUCUCGCUGUUUCAGGGUAGGUAGGCCAAACAUCCCAACAGAGCACAGCUGUGGGAGCAUCCUCACAGCUGGAGAAACCAAAUCCUGACUCUUGAGCCCUUUAGAGAGGAAGAGAAAUCUGCUUAAGGCACAAUGGGACUGAAG
Molecule: messenger RNA, 1267 nt
Organism: Chaetura pelagica (chimney swift)
Lineage: Eukaryota; Metazoa; Chordata; Aves; Apodiformes; Apodidae
Gene: YPEL2
Product: yippee-like 2 (Drosophila)
Exons: 4
Coding region: 64-423 (119 amino acids)
Source: RefSeq, a predicted model, not a curated record